GUUCAAUUGUACUGCUCGAGUCUUUCGAGGAACACAGCCCGACUCGGCUAUCCGCCAACCACUAAGACGCUCCUUCGCUUUUUACUGUCACUGACUCUGUCCUGGCUGGUCUAGGACAUUCUCAUUGCCUCUGCUGUCCCUAUAUAAUACGCGCUUCACUUAGACCAUUGACUUCGCUUCAAUUGCGAAUUACUUUCACGAUAUAUUAUUAAUUGAUAUUUCAUUGCACACUCAACAAUUGACAGCCUGCUAUACUGCAAUUAUGGCUUCGACUACUUUGAUGACAUUUCUUCUUUGCACCAACCCCCAUGUCAAAUCGGUUAAGCUGCUGGGGUCAUGGGAUAAUUUCACCCAGCCCUAUAUCAUGGAAAGGGAUAAGCGCGUUGGCGCCGGGCAGUGGAGGGGAUGUCACACUUUUUAUAACAUAGUGUGCGACGGCUCCUCAACGCAUAUGACUCCAGCACGCUCUGGAGGGCUCAAAAUGGGCGGCACUUACUGGUAUUAUUACCUGUUGGAUGACGAUGUGGAAUACUACAAUGAAGCUGAGCCUGUGACCACGCACUGUCCUCUCCUACCGGGUCAACCGGUCAAUGUUCUCAACGUCCCAGUCAUUCUCCCCGAUACGUUUCCCACUCACACUCACGCGAGGAGUCCCAGCCUACAGAAAGCGGAUCAACGAACUAUGAACCCCGAUGACAAGUACAUGAAUCCUCGAGAGCCGCCGAAGCCAAAGCUUCCUCGUCUUCGCACGUCUCCUCCGCUGUUGCAACAACCAACCCCAGCCUGGUCAUUCAGCACGUCCCCUCUUGGUAUCAUCACUCACCGAGGCACAUCGCAGCCUAGUAGUGCAACGCCAAAGGUGAAAGGCCUGGAUGCAUCAAGAGCAGCUGGGUGCAAAACCGCUCGUUCUGUGUCCCCGCCUAGAUCAAGAGGUCUUCGCGCCGCAUUCCGCCACUGGAACACAUCUUCGCCGGAUCUUGGAUCUACGGACGAUCACGAGGGACAGGCCUUCAGACCCGCUGCCACCCAUGGGCUCAAAGGCCUAUUCCUUGGCAGACAUGAAGAGCAUUCCCAUCUUGGGGCUCAUCUGGGCACUGCUUCCGAGCACUCCUCGUCCAUUCAUCUCAACACAGAUCUCCAGCAUCCAGCGGACAUCCUACUCCAGAAACCCAUCACAUCUGGAGAUCGCCGCUCAAUGCCUUUAACAAUCCAAGAUCGACGGGCCCUGAGCUCAAAGAUUGCGGAGCACGGCUUGCACAGGGCGCCUCUGACCCUGCAGGCAAAGCCAGGAAGCGGGAUCUCUGGAAAUACCACAACCCAGGGGGCACACCUGAAUGUUCAUAGAAGAUCUCUUCCCUUGGAAUCACCAUCCAUGCUGCCGACGGCGAUCGGUCCUUCAUCGUCCGAUUUUGCCAUUACUCCGACCGGUUUCACUUCCAGCGAGAAGAGACUCCCAACAUUGCCAAAUUCGCCAUCAUCAGUCAUGGAUGAAGCAUUACGGGACAUUGAUGCCCGACAGAAGGCUCUUGAUCUGGAGGCUUUGGGCAGCCAUUUUUCUGAUUUCACUGAUACUGAGUCUGUCGCUGGUAGCUCGGUGUGUGAACGAAGUCACUUUUCCGAGUGGAGCGCGGAUACGGAUGUUCUAUCCCCUGGGUCUAUGACACGCUCAUUUGCUUUCAAUUAUGAUGCUCAGUUGUCUUCUACUACCGACAACACUGAGACCAUGGACUUCCUCAAGGCCUCUAUACCUGCUGAAUUGAGUGACCCGGACACCCCUCAUCUUACUGUCAAUUCUAGAUCAGCGGCUACUUCAGUCGCGGGCGAUUCACCUCGCUUGGACCUCCCUCUUCCUCGCCUUACAAUCUCCUUAUCGCCCUCUGAUCUUGACAUUCCGGGACUCUAUAUUGAUGAUGAGGACCGCGUGGAAAGCAACCCCAAGCGACACGCGGCUUUUUUCGGAGGAGAUGAGUCCAUCAAAGGUCUCGGCCUUUUGCAAAGUCCUGACCCUUCUUCGCUGCAAUUUUCUGAGGAUGUGAAAGGGGAUACAGCAGCCCAUCAUGACAAAGAAACAGGUGCGCCCAGCAAGAACUAUGACCCGUUCAGCAGACUUUCGUUACUGGGUCAGUCUGCAGCAAUGCGCGAAAUGAUGGACGAGCUGAGUUAUCUGAAGACCAUGAUAGAAUCUGGGUCUGGUGAAGAUAUCUGACCCAAUGUGGUAUACGAAU
Aspergillus sclerotioniger CBS 115572 is the source of this 2225-nucleotide messenger RNA. RefSeq lists its product as uncharacterized. Bases 263 to 2206 code for a protein of 647 amino acids. Lineage: Eukaryota; Fungi; Ascomycota; Eurotiomycetes; Eurotiales; Aspergillaceae. The transcript has 3 exons. The record is from RefSeq and is a predicted model, not a curated record.